Ectocarpus sp. CCAP 1310/34 is the source of this 1548-nucleotide messenger RNA. The record is from the annotation of a GenBank genome assembly. Lineage: Eukaryota; Phaeophyceae; Ectocarpales; Ectocarpaceae.
AUGCCUGCGCUGAUUGGAGAGUAUCUGGUAUCGUUCAAACCCGAAGUGGGUGCGCUUUCGUCCCCAGAUGCGUUCGUUUCCAAUGGUCUCCAGCGUAUUCCCCUUGCAGGUUGUGCCGAGCUCGAGCCGGGAGACGUAAUUGGAGUGUCUGCCGCGCCGCUACUACGAGUACCGGUGGAAACCCUGAAGGCGGCACCAUCUUCGAUUCCUACCGGCCCCACAACAUCUACAUCACCACCUCGGGUCAACGCCGUUGGCCCCAAGUCCGGGACUCACCGCUCUCCGGACCCAGCCUCCGCCCCGCCUCCUCCGAAGCCGCCUCCACAAGAAGUACUUGACCGCUUCUCUGAGGCACAGCGCUCCAGCUUCAUGCGCUUGUGGGCUAGGCUGCCCGCACAUAUGCACGACAUCGCUUUCGAUCUACACAAUCCGGGAUGGACACCGGAGGCUAUUGAUCGUUUGGCCGACGCCCUUGUGGAGUAUUCUGACGUGUUCUCUACUUCGAAAACCGAUUUUGGUUUCUGCACCAUCAUGCCGUUCACGCUUUCGGUUCCAGCAGGGACGAAGCCCGUUGCAUCACGCCCGUAUCGUACCAACCCGUUGAUGCAAAAGAAAGUGGAUACCGUUUUGGACCAGUAUUUGGCGGCAGGGCUCAUUCAACAUUCCACAUCUCCGUGGGCUUCUCCUUUAGUUGUCAUCCUCAAGAAGGACGGAUCGGUUCGCAUCACGGUCAACUACAAACGUCUCAACGCUCUGAUUGUUUGUGAUGAAGACACUGUCCCGCUCACCGCCUUUUGCACUCCCACGCAGUUGUUCGAAUGGCUUCGGAUGCCGCAGGGCGCCAAUGCAAGUCCGUCUUGGUUCGUCAAGGUCAUCAAUAGAGUGGUGCACGGUCUGGAGCGUGUGCUUGCUUAUCUGGACGAUGUCAGAUGUUUUGAUGAGGAACCUCUGGGACACGUGCUAAACUUGAUCGAGUUGUUCAAACGACUGCGACAGUCCAACCUCAAACUGUCUCCAGGGAAGGCUCUCGUCGGCGCCACGCACGCCAACUUUCUCGGUCACACCAUCUCUCCGGCAGGUGUUAGCCCUGAUGGCGUUAAGGUUAGGGCGCUCACGCACAUGCCGCCGCCGACGAAUGUUAAGCAGCUUUGGAGGCUUCUCCGUGGACUCAGUUACUACCGGAAAUUCCUCAAGAAUCUCGCCACCAAGGUACGACCUCUCUACUCUCUUCUCAAACAAGGCGUCCCCUUCAAGUACACCCCGGGCAUGGUCAAGGCUGUCAAAACGUUGUCAAGCGAACUCGCUUGCCCCUCGAUUUCGGUCUUCCCGGAUUGGGCAGCAAUCGAGGACAACAGCCGUCCUCUUUGGUUGUGUUCCGACGCGUGUAUCGACGGUUUUUGCACCUCCUUGGAACAAGAACAGCUCGAUGGCUCGGUGAGAACCAUCGUGUACAUCAGCCGCGCUACUCUUCCUGCGGAGCGUAACUGGACCGUUUUGGAUCUGGAGGCUGGUGGCAUUGUUUGGGCCUUCAAAUGCCUUCGCGGUUAG